AUGGAUAAACAACCCCACCAUCUUCCCUACCCAAACCCUUCCUUCCUUCAUGUUACUACUGCUUAAAUAGGUAAAUACUGUCACCCCUAACAAAUAUCUCUGCUUCCCAGUCCUCUCUCCACUUCUGCCUCUUGCACUUUUUCAUCUUUUGUUUGCUUGCUCUUCUCUUGGAUUCUUAUUCCUUUCUUCCUCUUUCUUCUAAUUAUAUAAUGUUUUGUCCACUUCCAUUACAUAUUAAUUAGAGAGAAAAAGGAAAUAAGAGGUAUCAGCACUAUGUGUCACAACCACCACUUCCCUUGUUUGUGUUGCCAUCCAAAUGACUACAUUCGAAUGUAUUUUUGGAUUAUUGAAUGCUUCUGCAUGGAGAUACAGGUUCAACAUCUGAUAGAGAGGUGCCUGCUCCUUCGCAUGAGUAGAGAUGACUGCAUUGAAGCUCUUGCAGAGCAUGCUAGCAUCCGCCCACUUAUCACUCUUACUGUGUGGAAGGAACUAUUCAAAGAGAACAGACAAUUCUUUCAAGAAUAUUUUGAUGCUGUUUCUCCAAGGCCUUUCAAUUUCAAUGGUAAGUCCAACCACAAAGAUCCCCACCAAAUGUUAUGCCGAAAACCCUUUUUCAGGCAACAUUGACCCUGCAUCAGCUCUACUUUUGAAGGCUUUGCACUAGAAAUUCAUCUGGCCGGGAUGUCAAAUUAAGUGAAAAUCUUGUCCCAGAAACCCAAAUAGUAAUUUGAUCUUUACACUUAAGGGAGUUUACCCACAUGCCCCCUCCCCCUUCUUCAAAGAAAUCUCUACAUUUCUAGAUAGUGAAAUAGUAUGAAACUUUUUAAGUUUCUCUUUGAGAGGCUCUAGAAUUCUAUUUUUCACCUCUCCCAAAGAGGGGGAGAGGGGAUAGAAAAGAAAAGAGUUUCAUUUGGUAUUAAAGUUGCUUAUUUCCUUAUUGUUUUCACUAUUGGGGUACUUGUUAGUAAUUGAACUUUGCAUGUGAUC
Molecule: messenger RNA, 987 nt
Organism: Macadamia integrifolia
Lineage: Eukaryota; Viridiplantae; Streptophyta; Magnoliopsida; Proteales; Proteaceae
Exons: 3
Coding region: 274-627 (117 amino acids)
Source: RefSeq, a predicted model, not a curated record